GCCAACGUCCCCUUGUGAGAGAGUGUGGGCCUGUGUCUGCUUUCACUACGACUCAACAGACGACAAAAGAGGACCGAAAUAUGCUCUCCAUAAGCGGGACACGGGCUUAUUUCCGUUGACUUUUUAGAGCAAGUUCCUGAUUUGAACUGCGCUGAAGUUUGAGACAAACUUUUUUUUUUAAAAAGAGAGUGAGACAUAAAAGCAGAGACAAGUCGCGCAGGUGGUAGAGCACACGUUGACCGGGGAACCAGAUCACAUCCAGACUCACCAUCCAGACCUUCUCGUCUCACCUGAGCCCGACAACAACAUGAACAUGUCCGUGGAGAGUUACUCUGCGCUGGAUGAGUCCGCUCUCCGAGCCCUGCUGGAUGGAACCGUGGAUCUGGACGAGAGGCGCCUCAUCCGUUCAGCCAUCCGGGAGUUGAGGAGGAGGGAGAUCGAGGACAUGGAGGCCGCUUUGGCCAGCAAGAGAUUUCGGCCCACACGCCUCAAACAGCAGGAGGACAAGGAGAACCAGCACAGGUCUGAAUCCAGCGACAACUUAGACGUCCUCUCACAAAAACUGCAAUCAAUCCAGGAUGUCGAUGAGCUCACGAAAAUGCUCCGCGCCGCCAGCGAGUAUGAGGAGAGGAAGUUGAUCAGAGCCGCCAUCCGACAAAUCCGAGAUGAGCAGCAGCCAGGGACUGUGGAGCGCGGUAAAGCUCUGGGUCGCUGUCUGGAGCCUGAGAACGUCGAGCCCCAGAGCAGCAUGGGAACUGGGGAGACAGAGCGGGAGAGUCACAGUGAGCGAGAGAAAGUCAGAUCUCAGAUCCGGGAGUUACGUGGCCAACAGACACAACAAAGCAGAGAGCUGCAGAGAAUAGGCUCCAACUCAGGCAUGGUGUUGGUUCUCGAUCACCUGGUGAAGGACGAUGGUCCUGGACCUCUGCUGAUCCAGCCUCAGAGAGAGGCUGUGACCACAGAGCCAGACCUGCUCCUGUCUCACCGCCAAAGGUCCGACUCCUCAGCUUCAGACCGCAGCGUGACCUCUGGGACUUCCAGGUCCAAUCUUGAUUCUGUGGCCUCAGAGAAGAGUCUGGGCUCAGCCUUCAGAGCCCGGCUGGACUCUGGAGCCUCAGACAGGAGCCAGAGUCCCUCUCAGCGUGGUCGGCUGGACUCUGGGGCGUCCGAGCGAAGUGUCAGCUCCCUGUCCUACGUCAGACAGAGACUGGGCUCAGAUGUCUCCGACUCCGGCGUCAGACCCCGUUUGGGCUCUGGAUCCUCAGACAGUAUUGGGCUUUUGUCACGGAAACGGACUGACUCAGGGACAUCUGACGCCAGCGUGAGUAUGUCCUCUGAGGAGAGGGGUCCAGUAGAGGAGGUGGAGGUCGUCACCAGCGGUUCAACUUACAGCACAGAUUCAGAAACCGAGAGCGGAAGCCAAGUUCCAGCGAGCCUCCAGGAUCUGUCCAGCCAGGACCGCAUCAUUGACCAGGAGCAGCCUGAUGGGGCUGUUUUAUCUCGCAGGGAGCCUGCAAAUGGCCUGCUCAACGGCAGCGCCAAGGGAACAAUCGACUUCCAGAAACAAAAGAUGACAAUUAACAGUGAUGGCAAAGCAAAGGAUUCUGCACCUGAGAAGAAAGAUGUCAUAUUGGAACAAUUCAACCGCACCAACUCUGUGCGUGAUCGAAUGCGCAAGUUCACAGAACCCAGCCAGAGCCCUAAUGUCCCAGCUUUAAAGAAAGCUCCCCUGAGGAACGGCACCACCUCCGGCAGCAGCAGCGGGCAGACAAAUCUCUCCAGAGCCACUGAGCUGUUUACACACACAGCAGCAUCCCUCAGCACAUCUGGAGACAGGCCAGCAAGGCCACGUGUGGACUCCCCAUCUCGCACCUCCGCUGCAUCCCAGAUUCAGGCCGUACCUCAGCCAAGAGGCGUGGCUAGCAAACCUCUGUCUUCAGCUGGCCAAUGGCAGAACUCCAUGGGUGGGACAAGACAUCCAGCUGAAAAAGAUGUGCAUGCCUCCAGUAACUCAAAGGAGGACAGGACCCCAGGGAGAGCAGCUGGACAGCAGGUCACCCAGGGAGAGGCAGACCCGGACAUGAAAACUUUCCUCACCAUCGAGAUCAAGGAUGGGCGCACCACCCCCUCCUCCACGUCCGCUACUAGGGGCAACAUCGUCCCCAUCACCAACAUGACCCCGCGCAUCACCUCUAAUGCUCUGGGACAGAGAGCAGAGUUGACCCUGGGCCUCAGAGCUACACCGUUUAAGGUCUCCUCAUCCAGCCUCUCCUCCGGAUCCUCCAUCAAGAUGGAGACAGAGCCUGUCGUGGCUUCUGAGCCGGUGUUUUCCGCUGGACCCUCUGCCCAGGUGGCGUGUCACGUCCCGGCCAUCCCCAACGGCUCCAGUACUCAGGCCAAACUUGAGGAGCGCUCCGGGAAACUGACUGCCGAACAGCUGGCUGCUAUUGAGGACGAAGAGCUCCUCGACAAAAUGCUCGAUGAGUCAAAAGACUUUGAGGAGAGGAAGAUGAUCCGUGCAGCCAUGAGAGACCUUCGCAAGAGAAAGAGAGAGGUCAUGCUGGGAUGUACUCAGGAGGAAAUAGGUAUUGCAGAUCAGAGAGAAAAGGAGCGCGAGACCCGUCUGCAGGAGCUCCGGCAGCAGAGAGAAGAGCGAACACAGAAAGGCCGCGCUGGAGUCGGAGCAGGAGAGAUGGUGAUGAGGAAGGUGGAGAAAUCAGCGGACGGCUCCAGCCUCAGCCAGGUCACCAAGACAGACCGCUUCACUUCAUCUGAUGAUGGGAGCAGAUCGACACGCAGCACUGUUGUCGAGUCCAGUUACGUGCAGAAAACAGACAGAGGGACCGUCCAGUCAAAAUCAUACAGCUACAGCUCUUCCACAUCCUCCUCCUCCUCUAACGCAAGCAAAAAAGUGGGCAGUGUUUUCGAUCGCGAGGAUGACACAUCGUCUCGCAGCGGAAGCAGCGGAUUGGCCGCAGUGGAGCGAAGGCAGGCGGAGAGACGCAAGGAGCUGAUGAGAGCUCAGACUCUGCCGAAGACCUCUGCCAUGUCGGCCCGCAAGGCAAUGAUAGAGAAGCUGGAGAAGGAGGGAGGCGGCCCUGGAAAUCAGGCGGUCGCCAAGGUAAACAAGGUCCAGCGUUCCACCAGCUUUGGUGUACCCAACGCAAACUCCAUAAAGCAGAUGCUGCUCGACUGGUGCCGUGCCAAGACCCGCUCCUAUGAGCACGUGGAUAUUCAGAACUUUUCAUCCAGUUGGAGUAACGGCAUGGCGUUCUGUGCCCUGGUGCACAAUUUUUUCCCUGAAGCCUUUGACUACAGCGCCCUCAGCCCCAGCAACCGCAGGCAAAACUUUGAGGUGGCCUUCAGCACUGCAGAGAAACUUGUGGACUGUCCCCAGCUGUUGGAUGUGGAGGACAUGGUGAAGAUGCGCGAGCCGGAUUGGAAGUGUGUGUAUACGUACCUGCAGGAGUUCUACAGGGGUCUGGUGACGAAGGGCCUGGUUAAAACCAAAAACUCCUCCUAGAGUCGCACAACACCUAAAACUGAACCCAUGGACCUACGCCAACUGCAUGCCUUUGCUGGAAGUAGAGGACAUGAUGAUCAUGGGUAACAAACCAGACUCAAAAUGCGUCUUCACCUACGUACAGUCUGUGGUCAACCACCUGCGCAGAUACGAGAUGUCCAUGGGUCGGCCCUGUGACCUCUGACCUGUCCCCGGCUCCAUCUUCACCUGAUGACCGCCUCCACGCUGACAGGACGUGUCACAGAGUCGCUCAUCUCUGAUGGACAACUUGGGGAUUGUGUGUGUGUGUGUGUGUGUGUGUGUGUUUGUGUGUCAGUUUGCUUAUAAUCUUUGUUGGCAGUGGUGAUGUGUAUUCUAUAUUUCGUUAAAUCCACCGUUCUCCAGCAAGACAGCCAAAGCUUUUAUAAAACUACCAUUCAAGCUUUAAAAUUUUACAUAUUUUUUUUUGUACUUAUCUUUGUUC
This is a messenger RNA of Centropristis striata (black sea bass), 3986 nucleotides long. RefSeq names its product smoothelin b (gene smtnb). Gene Ontology annotation, cellular component: microtubule organizing center; filamentous actin. Bases 308 to 3523 code for a protein of 1071 amino acids. NCBI's taxonomy places the organism in Eukaryota, Metazoa, Chordata, Actinopteri, Perciformes, Serranidae. The transcript has 21 exons. Gene Ontology annotation, molecular function: protein binding. The record is from RefSeq and is a predicted model, not a curated record. Gene Ontology annotation, biological process: actin cytoskeleton organization.